Messenger RNA from Penicillium coprophilum, 645 nucleotides. RefSeq lists its product as uncharacterized. The transcript has a single exon. NCBI's taxonomy places the organism in Eukaryota, Fungi, Ascomycota, Eurotiomycetes, Eurotiales, Aspergillaceae. The record is from RefSeq and is a predicted model, not a curated record. The coding region runs from base 1 to 645 and encodes 214 amino acids.
AUGACCAAUAUUCUGAGACCUUCUGCCCUUGUUCCAGGAUCCAUCGAACGAGACGCUGAACGCAUCUCUGAUAGGCGCGAGCACUCUCGUGAAGAGAGGAUGACCAACCCAGAGCCUCAGUCGGUGUUGAAUGACGCCGAGUUUGGUCGCGUGGAUCCUACGGGCUGGUUUCCACACUAUAAAAAUUGUGUUCAGCACUUUGUCGACUAUAGCCAGCACACAACCCAAGUGCAGUCCAUUUCCGCGUUCAUCAAUAUUCGACUACCCUGCCAGCAACCUUCGGGGUCUAGCGCAUCAAUGUCUCCCUCGACGCCAUCACCAUUUAUCUCACUGCGGCCAUAUAUCAGACGAUUGAUUGUGACGGCGCAGGAUUCACCGGCUGUUAUGCAAGGCUUCUUCGGUGCUGACUGGGAGGCGGGCGUGGGUUGUAUCUACAAACAAGAGCGGGUUAACUAUCUGUUUACGGCGAAGAGCAGUGGGUGGGCAUCUACUAAGGCUGCCUAUGACAUUUCUCCGGCCGAAGAGACCCCCUUCUUGAGGCCCCUGCGUGAUCCCUCGGAGGAUGAGAUUCGAGUGGCCGAGGCGCGGUGGAGUGAAUGGCUAGCAAUGGAGGAUUGGAUGAUCGGAGCGCGCAGUCCCUGGUAG